Umbelopsis ramanniana AG is the source of this 744-nucleotide messenger RNA. RefSeq lists its product as uncharacterized. NCBI's taxonomy places the organism in Eukaryota, Fungi, Mucoromycota, Umbelopsidomycetes, Umbelopsidales, Umbelopsidaceae. Gene Ontology annotation, biological process: translation. Gene Ontology annotation, molecular function: structural constituent of ribosome. The record is from RefSeq and is a predicted model, not a curated record. The transcript has 3 exons. Gene Ontology annotation, cellular component: mitochondrion; ribosome. Bases 38 to 595 code for a protein of 185 amino acids.
GUUUUGUCCCUCAACCCACUUGACAAGACAAACCAGCAUGUCAUUUACUUCACUUGUCACCAAGGCUGUUACACGCCAGCCUACGCUCAUAUUCAAGCGCAAUGCACACAAAAAAGCAUCUAUCAACGUCAAGCUCAACACAUAUAUAGAGGGACUCGGCUUGAAAGACGAGGUUGUAACUGUUCGACCAGGUUUAAUGCGAAAUGUGCUGCUUCCAUCCAAGCAGGCGUCAUAUAUCAAUAAGUUCAAUGGACCACGGGACAGAAAUGCUGUUUUGGCCGAACCUGUUGUGCAAAAGAUGGUCGAUCCAUCCAUUGGGAUUAAGCGACAGGAUACCGCCGCACGAAAGUUGUUUGCCGAACUAGCUGCAUUACCCGGCCCACUCGAAUUUGUCCGUGCCGUCAUUCCGGACACCACAGCAACCUUCGGUUCAGUCACCAGCGAAGAUAUCGCAGAGAAACUUAGCGAGUAUGAGGUUACUCUGGAUAAGCGUUUGGUUCUCAGUGAAAAAAUCAAGUCUUUGGGCCAACACCAAGUUUCCAUCAAGUGUGGUGAAUCUCAAGUCAACAUCGAUGUCAUUGUGAAGUCCCCAUAGAGGCAAUCAAAUUCUAAACUUAAAGCACUCUCAUUGCUGCCUGUAUAUUAAAAAAGAACAAUCGUUAUAGACAAAGCUUUUAGCAUUUGGUCCUCUUCUGGUGUAUGAUUUGGUCGGAUUGUGUGGUUGUCCUGACGGUUUUAAGCAAA